Xyrichtys novacula (pearly razorfish) is the source of this 1455-nucleotide messenger RNA. NCBI's taxonomy places the organism in Eukaryota, Metazoa, Chordata, Actinopteri, Labriformes, Labridae. The record is from the annotation of a GenBank genome assembly.
AUGCUCAGAGCUCAGGUGAAGUCAGAUGAACAAACGGGCACAAAGUUCCUCCUGGAGGCGAUCUCCAGAGAUCAAGUCCACCUGGCCAGGUUCGUGCUGGACGCGCUAGAUGGGGGGAUCGUGGAUUCUAAAUCAGACAGCGCGCAGACCCCUCUCAUCUCCUCCAUUCUGUUGUCUGAUAGUCUGAGCCGGUGCAAGUUUGUGGAGCUCCUCCUGCAGAGAGGAGCCAGCGUGAACUGUCAGGACGCCCACGGACGCACCGCGCUCAGUUACGCCUGUGAGAGAGGCUGUCUGGAUGCGGUCAAGAUCCUGGUGCGGAACAACGCGGACCCGGAGAUCGAGGACGCCUGGGGGAACACCGCGCUCAUGUACGCUGCAGUGUCAGGUCACUCCGCUGUGGUUGAGUUUCUAGUAAGAGCUUUCAAGAGGCUGGGUCUUCAAGUAGACAGACAAAAUAAAGCUGGGAACUCUGCCGUGGAGGUAGCCAAGUGUCUCGGUCACACAGAGUGCAUCUCUGCGCUCACCCACAGCUCCAAGAAGAACCGAGAGACCGAGGGCAGAAGUCUGAGAUGUAGAGACUUGGAUGAAAAGUUUCAAAUGAAACUCGGGCCUGUGGUGAACAAACUUGAGGUUCUCCAAACAAGUUAUCAUGUAGACUAUCAAACAAUUCAAACUUGUGAUUGGCAGCAGAGGCCGUGGAUGAAGCAGAGUCGUUUGCCCUCGAUGGACUCCAUAGAAGAGUUUGAAAGAGAAGACGACAGCUUCACUUCGUCUCCUCAGAAGCUGGUCUUCUCGGGUGUCCUCACCCCCAAACCCCCUCCUCGGUCUCUAGACCGCACCCCCAACCCUAAACAGAAAGAUGGAGAGAGGCUAACCCCCUGUGAUGAUCUUCUCCCCCCGCUGACACUGAGCUGUGAGGCUCAAAAGUCUCUUUUCUUCUCACCUCGUCCUGGUAGAAACUCACCAAAACGCAAUGGACCUUCUGCUCUGGAAAUCUUACUGACCCCCAUCCUUGCAAAGAAAAACCAGGAUGAAUCAGAGACUAGUGAGUCAAAUAUGUUAGAUGUUCACAGAUUUCACGAGAGCUACUAUCAGAAAAGGUGUAGUCUGCCGAACAGCAUCCUCAGCCCCACACCUCCAGAGCGCACACUGGUGCCAUUGCGUAAAUCCAGAACCAUAAAGAGGCGCGAAGCUUCUCCCUGCAAGACAGACCCUCUUCAGAGUACAUCGACUUCAACCACGACUUUAACCAAACUCUUACGCAGAUUUACUUCCCCUGAGUUUAAAAAGGACGUAAAAUUGUUGGAGAAGGAGGAUUUGGUGAAGACUUCAGGGCUGAUGCCGCGAUCAGAAACUUUUCCACAGAUAUCAAAACACCCCAAAGUAGGCAGUAAAUCCAGCGUCGACAGCAUCAGCUCCGUCAAAUGUGAGUUUGACUUUCAUGUCAGAAAGUAA